AUGACGAAACGAAAGGCAGAAGACGAAUUACAAGGAGAAAGUAUGUGGGAUCAGCAUCAUGGAAUGCACUGGUUGAGAGGAGAGUUGAUCGGAGAAGGACGCUGUGCUUCUGUUUUUCUUGCUACUCGGAAGAAAAAAACAAGGGGUCAGCGUAGUAGUAUGCUGACCAAUUUGCCGGCAGUAAUGGUGGUGAAAUCGGCAGAGAUGUCAGAUUCUGCGUUUAUCGAGCACGAGGCGGAGGUUCUCAGUGAGAUUAAGGGCUGCCCUUUUGUUGUCGAUUGCUUUGGCGAAGAGACCACGAGCACUGACGAGGGUGAUGAGGUCUACAACUUGUUGUUAGAAUAUGCCUCGGGAGGAACCCUUGACGAUCUCAUAGAGCAAUCCAACGGUCGCGGAUUGCCUAAAUCCCAAGUUAGAAGGUACACAAGGUGCAUUCUUGAAGGGCUUAAGCACAUUCAUAAGUGCGAUUAUGUUCACUGCAAUUUAAAGCCCGAGAACAUUCUGCUCGUGCGCAAUCGUGCUAGUACUAGUAGCGGUAAUCCUACUAGUUUUGUGGCCAAGAUUGCUGAUUUUGGUUUUGCUAAGAGGAGCAAGGACAACUACGGUGAAUGGAGAGGCACUCGUCUGUAUCAGUCGCCAGAAGCAUUGGAGGAUAACAAGCAGGACAAGCCCUCGGAUAUUUGGUCUCUUGGUUGUAUCGUGCUUGAGAUGCUGACAGGAAAAUCCCUCUCGGAUUUGGACUCUGGUUGUGAUUACAGCGAUUUCGAUGAUAGGAUGACAUGGUUUGAUCAUGUAUCUACUCCCAAAAUCCCCGCUGAAAUCACAGGUACAGCCAGGGAUUUUCUUAAGAGUUGCCUUGCCGUGCGGCCUUCAAGAAGGUUAACUGCUGAAGAGCUAUUAUUUCAUUCGUUUGUUGCACAACCACAACCGUCAAAACCAGCUCGUUGCACGAAGGGGAAGAUGGCAAGAUCUUAUUUGUGCCAUGCAGGUUAUAACAAAAGCUCUGUCGUUGUUCCCAGAAUUCCACCCCCGCCGGGUUUUGAGACAGCAGCUGGAUCAUAG
Molecule: messenger RNA, 1062 nt
Organism: Malus domestica (apple)
Lineage: Eukaryota; Viridiplantae; Streptophyta; Magnoliopsida; Rosales; Rosaceae
Product: mitogen-activated protein kinase kinase kinase 20-like
Biological process (GO): protein phosphorylation; signal transduction
Molecular function (GO): ATP binding; protein kinase activity
Source: RefSeq, a predicted model, not a curated record